Messenger RNA from Balaenoptera acutorostrata (minke whale), 1793 nucleotides. Its product is annotated as contactin-associated protein-like 3. Lineage: Eukaryota; Metazoa; Chordata; Mammalia; Artiodactyla; Balaenopteridae. The transcript has 7 exons. Gene Ontology annotation, cellular component: membrane. Gene Ontology annotation, biological process: cell adhesion; tissue regeneration. The record is from RefSeq and is a predicted model, not a curated record. The coding region runs from base 454 to 1008 and encodes 184 amino acids.
UCCAGGUUCACUCGCAGGAUUCGAUGCGCCGUACGCCGCGCCGCCGCCAGGCUGCGCUCGCCCCACACGUCGCCGCCGACGCGGAUGGUGGGGAAGGUGGUCAGCGUCGGGGUGGCCGCCCUCCAGAUCUCCUCCAGGGUGCGGCCCCCGAAGCAGGGCCCAGGCGCCGCGGGCUUGGCGGGGCGGCUCUCCCCGGGGGCCGGCGGCAACGGCGGCGGCGGCGGGGGCUUCCUCCGGCGGGCGGCGGGCGCCCGGGCUCCGCGGCGCCUCCUCCUGAACGCCGCGCUCAAGGUCGGCCUGCGCGUCGGGCCGCGGGCGGCAGGGGGUCCCGGAAGGUCGGGGACCAGGGCCCGGCAGGAAGAGUAGCCGUAGACGUCCUUGCUGCGCAGGAUAUGCGGGGAGAACUGGUGCUUGAGGCUGCAGAGGAAGCUCCAGAGCUCCGCAUCCGAGCUCAUGAACUCCGUGCUGCGGGGCAUGAACAGCUUGAAGGCGUCGCUCAGCGCCUUGGUGCUGUCGGCCAGCGAGAGUUGCGACGAGGACCAUUUUUUAAUUGGAGUUGUUUGUUUUCUUAUUGAUAGCUGUGAAGCUCCUCUGGCGUCUGCCCUGCCCCGGGCUUCCUUCAGCAGCUCCUCAGAGCGGUCCAGCAGCCACGGCCCUGGCUUUGCAAGCCUUAAUCGCAGAGACGGAGCUGGUGGCUGGUCUCCCCUUGUGUCAAAUAAAUACCAGUGGCUGCAGAUUGACCUUGGAGAAAGAAUGGAGGUCACAGCUGUGGCCACCCAGGGAGGAUACGGGAGCUCCGACUGGGUGACCAGCUACCUCCUGAUGUUCAGCGAUGGCGGAAGGAACUGGAAGCAAUAUCGACGAGAGGAAAGCAUCUGGCAGCAGGACACAAAGUACAGUCAACAAGGAAAAGGCAAGUGGACCAAAGUCUGGAGGGAACCAGAGGCAAGCUCCCUCGAGUCCUCUGCCAGUGGAACCACACAGGACACGCAUUUACCCGCCUAUUAAUGUGCUGCCCUCGUUGUCUCGGUGAAUGAAGUCUGCUACUGGAGAAGGUAUGACCAGAAAGGAUCACGCCGAUGUAUCUAACCAGCUGUAUGCAUGCUAUGCUAUUGGUAAGGAUGCGCAGGCCAUGAAAGCCGUAGUUGGAGAAGAAGCCGUUACCUCAGAUGAUGUGCUUUACUUGGAAUUUCUGCAGAAGUUUGAGAGGAACUUCAUUGCUCAGGGUCCUUACGAAAACCGCACUGUCUAUGAGACUUUGGACAUUGGCUGGCAACUGCUCCGAAUCUUCCCCAAAGAAAUGCUGAAGAGAAUCCCUUAGAGCACCUUGAGCGAAUUCUACCCUCGAGACUCUGCAAAGCAUUAGCUGCUACUUACCGCUGGCUCGAUGCUCUUGUGAAAUACUGGUUCUGUUUUCUUUAUUCCUUUUGCAGUCCCCCAUCCCCACCUUUGUGUUGGAGUUUACUGUGUUACCCUGUAAUUAAAAACAAAGAAUAGGUAACAUAUUGUGCCAGUGUUGCAAUGUUUUAAACUGCUAACAGACUUUAAAAUAUCCCCUGUUCCGAAAACCUGGAACUGCAGUGCUUUGUUUAAAGUAGCUGAGGGUUGGAGGUGAAGUUUUCUUACUGAUGUGUGUAUUCGUACGUAGUGGUGUAGUUAGCUGCCUAGUGUCCUCAUUAUUUGGGUCUCUCAGACCUUCCCUGUCCACCCCCUCCAGAGUAUCACUAUCUGAAGUUACAAUGCUUUGAUCUCCAAACUAGGGACAAGAUAGGGUCUGAAAGACGCUUCCUCUC